This is a messenger RNA of Entelurus aequoreus (snake pipefish), 2031 nucleotides long. RefSeq names its product transmembrane protein 138-like. The record is from RefSeq and is a predicted model, not a curated record. Lineage: Eukaryota; Metazoa; Chordata; Actinopteri; Syngnathiformes; Syngnathidae. Bases 135 to 509 code for a protein of 124 amino acids. Gene Ontology annotation, cellular component: cilium. The transcript is spliced from 5 exons.
GGCCAGCCUAUGGGGCGGAGCCGCUCCAAACCGGCAACUACUCGCUUGUGUUGCUUAUUCAGCUCAGUCUGCUCUCCUUUGACCUGUUUGUCAACUCCUUCAGCGAGCUGCUGAGGCACGAACAAGCGGUCCAGAUGAUACUUUUCAUCAUUCAGGACAUCGCCAUCCUAUUCAACCUCAUCAUCAUUCUCUUGAUGCUGUUCAACACGUACGUGUUCCAGGUCGGACUGGUGGCCGUAUUGUUGGAGAGGUUUAGAGCGCUGCUAAUGCUCUCUGCCCUCUAUCUGACAUUCAGUAUAAUACUCCAUUCCUGGAUCAUGAAUCUGCGAUGGCUAAAUACCAACAGAUUUAUUUGGACAGAUGGCCUUCAGGUGCUGUUUGUGUUCCAAAGAGCCGCUUCCGUCUUGUACUACUACUUCUACAAGAGGACCUCGGAGUAUUUGGGGGACCCUCGCCUCUACGAGGACUCACCGUGGCUGCGAGACGUCUUUGAACGGGUCAGACACUGACGCCCGUUUUGUUUAUCAACAGACAAACCGGCGGGAACAUGGACAAUGGGACCAAGUGGAUCUCUUAGAAUGGGUUUAAAGCAACAUGUCAAGAAUAUGGUUGGAAGCAUGAUGCCAGAGAACCGAUCCGAGCCUGAUCCUGCAGCUCCUUUACCUCCCUUUGAAGCUCGGUGCUCUUCAAGUUGAACUGUGAACCAAGACAACAGAAAAUGAGCUGACAAAGCGUUUGCGUACGGGCGGCGGAAUCAGUCCGACUCACCUUGAGAGCGUGUUUGUAGAACAACUCCGCCUCCUCAAGUCUGUCACACUAAAAAGAUUUCAUAGAGUUUAGGUAUGAUGACCGUGGAAGGUCAAUCUCACUCCACUGCGUGGGGGAUUUGUUGCAUUGAAGUACUAGAGCAGGGGUGUCAAAGUCAAGGCCCGCGGGCCGGAUGAAUUAUCUAUGGCCCCCUGGAUGAUAUUUGAUUAGUAUUAGAAUCGGCCCGCAGGCCACAGCCGCCUGCUGCUGUUCUGCACGCACCAAUACUCCAUCAGUGUUGGCGCUAGGAGUUUUCAAAAUAGGGUCCCAGGGACCCCAUCAAGUCAUAAAAAUGGGGUCCCACAGUAAAUUUUUGGGGUACCACUUUUUGGUAACUGUUUUGAAAACAAAUGAUAAAUGCAUGCAUUAUCCUGUUAUAUCUCACAUUCUAUAUUGUGUUUUGGAAAAAGGUUGUCAUAAACAUUACUUCAUUCAUAAAACAAAUAAUAAUAAUAAUACAAAAGAAAACUAAUUUCUAUGCAUAUGUAAAUGUAUUCAGUUAUAAACAUUCAUUCACGUUCUUCUUUCCUUCAUGGAUCUAAACUUUAUCGCUGCCAGAAUUUUUUUCUAUAUUUUUAUUGUAAUAUUUUUUAGGAUGUGUUUGUUCUAUUUUUGGCCAAAGUAAGAAAAAGAAACAGGUAACACUUUAGUAUGGGCAACACAUAUUCACCAUUAAUUGGUUGCUUAUUAACAUGCAAAUUUGUAACAUAUUGGCUCUUAAUUAGUCAUUAUUAAGUACUUAUUAAUGCCUUAUUCUGCAUGGCCUUAUUAUACAACUAACCCUAACUCUAACCCUCUAACUCUAACCCUAACCCUCCAACCCUAACCCUCCAACUCUAACCCUAACCCUCUAACCCUAACCCCCUAACCCCAAACCUAACCCUAACCCUCUAACCCUAACCCUCUAAAUUAAGUCUUUGUUACUUAGAAUAUGUUCCCCAUACUAAAGUGUUACCAGAAAACAAUCUGAAGUUGUCUUUAUUUUUUAAUUUGAAUGUCAUGUAUUUAAUAUUCCGGCCCGCGCGUGCAUAGAUUUUUCCUCCAUGCGGCCCCUGAGCUUAAAUGAGUUUGACACCCCUGUACAAGAGUGUUCUCUGAUCAGAUGCCACUCACCCUGAGGCAGAUCAUAGACAGGUAGGUCCACACCUCUGCGUUCUGGUUGUUCAAGUGGUUGGCCUCCGUCAAAGCUUCUUCAGCCAGACUAAGUUCCCCUCGCUGCACACU